CAGAAAGAGCUUGGCUGUUCCCGGAGUCGUGUUGGACUUCACCCAUUUGUACCUGCUCAGUGGUGAAUUUGCAGUCAAGAAAUGGUUUCCAUCACAACUGAAAAUGUUACGCAGCUUUACAACGUCAUGGCCACCCAGGAGCUCCCAGUCAGUCCAGCAGAUCUCCACAAUAAUUCAGGAAUGCACCAGCUGUAUCAAUAUGAAUGCAUUAAUGCAGAUGUAUGGAAAUGGCUACAGGAUUUUCAGCCUGGAUUCCUCUGGUUUAUAUUUAUUCUGGGAGCAAUAGAAAAUUCCUUUGUCCUCAUCGUCCUAUGUUUCCACAAAAGUCGCUGCACUGUGGCUGAAAUUUACCUAGCAAACAUGGCACUCGCUGACCUACUCUUAGUCUGCGCUCUACCUUUCUGGGCCAUUAAUAUUUCUAAUAAGUUCCACUGGCCUUUUGGCCUGUUCCUCUGUAAAGCUGUCAACAUAAUGAGCAACACAAACUGUUAUUCUAGCAUUUAUUUCCUGACACUGGUAAGCAUCGACCGCUACCUGGCCUUGGUGAAAACCAUGUCUCUUGGACGGAUGAGACGAACUCUCUGUGCCAAAUGGAACAGCUUUGUGGUCUGGACAUGUGCGCUGCUCAUAUGUUCCCCCACAAUGUUGUUUCGAAGUUUACAGUAUUAUGAACAAUACAACAUCACCGCCUGUGUUCUUAUUUACCCAGCCAGCUAUUGGGAGCCUGCAAACAACUGCUUGCUGAAUAUUGUGGGUUUUGUGAUACCGCUCUGUGUCAUCACCUACUGCACUACGCGAAUCAUCAAAGCCUUGCAAAGUAGUGAGCUACAAAAACUGAAGUUAGUCCAGACAGAGAGGAAAGCCACCGUGCUCGUCCUUGCUGUGCUCCUGCUGUUCAUCGUUUGCUGGCUUCCCUUCCAGAUCAGCACGCUCGUCGACACAAUCCGUUACCUCUCACCCACUUCCAAAUGCCUGGAAGAAAUCAAUGACAUAGUGACCCAGGUAGCUACCUACUGUGCCUUUAGCAACAGCUGCCUGAACCCAGUCUUGUAUGUAAUUGUCGGGAAGCACUUCCAGAAGAAGGCUGUGGAAUUCUACAAGGGCUUGUUCCCAAAGAGGUGCAGAAAAUCACAGUCUGUGCAGAUGGAAAACUCCCUGGACACUCUAAGAACUUCCAUUUCAAGCGAAUACCCAAGGAAGAAGUCUGUUUUCCCGUCACCAUGAUAAAACAGUUUGUUCAUUACAGGAAAAAAGCCUUCCAACGUAUCAGUCUGCCCUAAUAUCCAUCUGCUACUGCUCCACAGAAUAAACACGUGGUAGUACUCACCACUUGUGGGAAACCAAUGGUUUGAUCUCAAGGGAAACUCCACACAGAGACCUGCUUCUACUGUUAUUGGAUAUUUUUCAUGACCGAGUCCUAUUUUGUAGCAUUCUUACAUUUUCAUGGCUGAAUAAUAUUUGAUGAUGCAUGUAUAAUUUGAAAUCUUUGCAUUUCUAAGGUGUACCUACAUCUACAUGCAGUUCUCCGAACAGAGCCCCAGUACAAAGGCUAUUGUCAGGAUUGUGCAACUACUUAUGGUACCCAUACAGUUUGACAGGCUAGAUUUCUGAUAAGAGGGACUUUUAUUUUGGGUAGGUUCUGGUAAAUUAAUCCUGUAGGACUGUUAUCUAAAUGGAUUUUUAGGUGUGGCCAUCUUCUGGGCUUUUACUUCCUCUGUUCAGUCAUCCAGAACUAUUUUGACUGUUAGUUACAGGUUUACAUCAGCUUGUAUGUAUGGAAAGCAGUUCAAAAAAAAGGUAAAGCAGCAGCAGAAGGAAGGAUGCAGCCAGCUGCAUGAAGUUAGCUGAGUUAUCUCUGUAGCAGGAGAUUCUUUACCCCUUCUGCAUGGGGGUAAAAGCAUUCACUUUCUCCUGUCGUGUGAGUGAAUGUGAUUUAAAUUCAUACCUACACUUCAGCCCAGAGCCUUAGUUUUUAAUAUUCACAAAACAUAAUUAAUAUUCCUAGUGUUAUUUAAUGGAAAUAUAAAAGCUCAACACAACUGGUAUAAUCUCAUCAGUAGAAGAAACUGAGAAGAUGAAAGAAAGCAUCGCCUAACUGCCUUGGAAAUCUAACUGAAGCUAACAGGAGUCUUGAAAGUUCAGAGUAAUCAAGAAUGGCCUUUUCAAACUCUAAUAAUCCCUACAUUUUAUUUGUAGAGUUAAUCUGAGUGAUUUUAAUACAAGAUAGCUUUCCCCAGUUGGCCUGGAUUUAUGAUCCAAAUUGAGUUUACGCAGAAGAUAAACUCAUAGUGCACUGAGUUGUCAGUAUGCACUUUUACCUCUAGGAACCUUGAUCAAAAACUGAGUUGGAGGUGAUCUAAAAUCUUCUGAAGCUAACAGAGCCUUUGCUCUUUUCAAAGCACUUAAGGUUAUAUAGCCUUAAAACCACCAAGGGAAGUGGAAUUUGGUGACAUAAGUAACCUCAGACUGCAACUGCAUGUUCUUUAUUUAUCAGAGCUUGAAUGGAGCAAUAAAGUUCCAUUUGAGAUGGGAAAUUUGUAUUAAGCCUUCAAAUAAUGCUCUAGAAGUGUGCAAGUGUGCUGUAAAAACUAAGGGAUUAAGAUCACUGUAGAUGAUUUAUAGACAAUUUCCAUAGGUUUUCUUUGAUAAUCCAGUAUAAUCCUAUGUCAUAAAUACUUCUAUUGUUCAUUCUUUAUAUUGUCCAAGACACCUAUCAUGAAACACUGCAAGGCUUUCUGUUAUCUCCAGUGUUAUCAAUACUGUCUCAUUUACUAGCACGCUGUUCAUACAGCCGUUAAAUAAGAGGAACUCCAUACAAAGGUUACUGAGGCAGUGAAAGAGAUUUUUGAGUAUUUGGUACUGAGAAGUAAAAUAUAAAAAUGUUAUUAUAUUAAUAUGACAUUAAUUUAAAUUAUGUAAAUAUACGGACACAUUAUUUUGCUACGCAGUAAGCAUGUACAGCAGAAAAUAAACUACUUUAAGAAAUGAG
Messenger RNA from Tyto alba (common barn owl), 2989 nucleotides. It is a transcript of the gene BDKRB2, whose product is annotated as bradykinin receptor B2. Gene Ontology annotation, molecular function: bradykinin receptor activity. Gene Ontology annotation, biological process: neutrophil chemotaxis; G protein-coupled receptor signaling pathway; smooth muscle contraction. The coding region runs from base 82 to 1224 and encodes 380 amino acids. The record is from RefSeq and is a predicted model, not a curated record. The transcript is spliced from 2 exons. NCBI's taxonomy places the organism in Eukaryota, Metazoa, Chordata, Aves, Strigiformes, Tytonidae. Gene Ontology annotation, cellular component: membrane.